Messenger RNA from Cryptomeria japonica (Japanese cedar), 2743 nucleotides. RefSeq names its product disease resistance protein RPV1. Gene Ontology annotation, biological process: defense response. Bases 664 to 2577 code for a protein of 637 amino acids. The transcript has 5 exons. The record is from RefSeq and is a predicted model, not a curated record. Gene Ontology annotation, molecular function: ADP binding. NCBI's taxonomy places the organism in Eukaryota, Viridiplantae, Streptophyta, Pinopsida, Cupressales, Cupressaceae.
UCCACCGACUCUGCGCGGGACAUCUGGUAAACCGUAUUCCCUGUUAAACACAGGCGUUUACUUAGAUUUGUCUACAGCUAUUAGCUAUGGUGGUAUUCUUUCAUCAAAUCCAGGCCAUGUUGCUUUAGAACGCAUCAUAUGUUUUGUAUGGCUUCCUCCUCCUCAUCGUCCAACCUCCUAUACGAUGCAUUCAUCAGUCACAGAGGCCCUGACGUCAAUACUCUUGCUAAACAGCUUUAUAAAUUUCUUCAGGAAAGAGGGUGCAGGGCAUUUCUAGACUGUGAAGAGAUAGAAGGGGAAGAUCCAUUACCCUCUGCUAUUCAGAAUGGCAUAUGUUCAUCUCGUGUGCAAAUAGCCAUUUUUUCCAAAGGAUAUGCAGAGUCCCCGUGGUGUUUAGACGAGCUGCUUCUUAUGUUACAACAAACUGAUGCUCUGUUUAUUCCUGUCUUCUAUGAUGUCCAGCCGUGGGAGCUACGCCACAUCUGGAACGUCAACUCGCAGUAUGCUGCUGCGUUUUUUGAUUAUGAAAGGCAAGGCAGGAACCUUGAUAAGCUUGGUAAAUGGUAAGAGGCCCUCGCAUCUGCUGCAGACAUAUCUGGUAUUGAAUAUACCCAACAUCAAGACAAUUUGUGUGAAGAAAUUGCAUCCCGUGUGCUGCGAGAAAUGAAUACAGUGUUAAAGGAUAUAAAUAAGGAAAAGGAUCAUGCUAAAGAUCUCUUCUGUAGCCAUGCUUUCCGCGGACGGGAUCCACCCACUGCAUAUGAGAAAUUGGUUCAAAGCUUUGUGGAAUCCUGUGGAGGAUUGCCCCUGUUACUCAAAGUUCUGGGUGCCCAUCUAUAUGGUAGGGAUGCACAUUAUUGGGAGUUGGAAUUGGAAAAGGUUAAUAAUAUCCAGCCCAAGGAUAUAAUGCACACACUUAAAAUCAGCUUUGAUGGUCUGGAUAGUCAGGAGAAACAGAUAUUUAUAGAUAUCGCCUGUUUUUUCAAUGAGGACAUCAGAUAUCUUCUGAAAAAUGCGGCCUUAUCAAUCUGGAAAGCGUCCGGUUGGAGCGCUGAACUUGCCGUUCAAACCCUGCAAGAUAAGUGCCUAGUGGAAGUGGGGAUCAAUGAUGAGUUUAAAAUGGACGAUAAGCUCCAAGAUCUGGGAAGGCAAUUGGCAGACGACUUGGGCCCUCCUCGGCUGUGGAAACCAGAGCUUCUUAGAUCUAUGGAAGCAAUGGGAUUUCAGCAAAUCCUAGCAAAAACAAAGGGCAGGUGUUUCCAUUCGUUCUGGGAUUUAUCCACAAUUACUUAUUUUGUAGCUAGUUCAAAUGACUCUGCUGAGACUGAACUCUUGUGGCUUGAAAUUGGUGACGAAGAGGGCAUAUUAAGAUACAUUCCUUUAUGGAUUCCUCUACAAAAAUUGCGCUAUUUAGCUGUUACGAACGUCGAAGAUUUGCUGAUCAGUUUUCAGCAACAGAUGCAGGUCAAUACCCAGGCCAGUUUCGAUUUGAGGAUAUUGUGUAUCUCAAGGUCUCCCUCGUUGGGAAAUCUUCCAGACUUAAUAGGAAUGUUGAAUCAUUUGGAAGAAUUAUACAUAGAAGAUUCAUUGGAGAACACUGAUUUGACAUCCCUCCUACAAUCACUUCAACAGCUGAGUAAUCUUAGAUUACUGGAAUUAUUUAGGUGCGGCAUCUCUUCAAGUGGGAUUUUGAAUCUCAGCAGAGGUACAAAUUCACCUAAUUUCGUGCCUUCUAGAAGCAGCAGCAUGAAUAGCCUUGAAACGGUAAAAUUUACCCAUUUGGAUAAUAUAUCCGAAUUGGUAAAAAGUGGAGAGGUGUGUCCCAGACUUGGAUCAUUGGAAGUUUUUUGGAUGGAGAAUCUAAAUGAAAUGUUCUUAGAGCAAUUAGAUAGACUAAAUACUCUUAAAGUGUAUAAAUGUGCGCAAUUGGACACAAUAUCAGUGGUAUCUUCUGUAGCAGGGCUUCAAGUCUGGUCAAAACGCAUGAAAUCGUUGGAGAGCCUCGAACGCCCAUGCGGUUUGGAGCGUAUCGAUAUUGGUGAAUGUCCUGAGCUGCAGAGUAUAGAAGGCCUCGAAGAGUUGCAAGGAUUGAAAAGUCUGGUAAUUCAAGUGCCUGAAUAUGGAGAUCCAAGUGUAUGGGAUUGCAUUUCUGGACUGAAGAGGCUGCCGUCACAGUAUGCCAUUUUGAUAGGGAAGGCAGUACCUAAAGCGACACACAGUUUGAACGUGGAGUUGUUUUCUAAAAUGGUGGAUGUCCAAACAGUCAGUGAGGAGGAUGGGUUGGAGAUGAGAAGUUCAUGGAGCACAAUCACUAUAUAUGUUGUGCUUGUAACAUCUUUGAACCUUCUUCAACUCGUAUAUAAAAGCCCCCGCAAUUCUCAUCUCUUUUUAGGUGAAGGAGAUUGGUUGGUUACAGGUUUGCUCAUGGCGCAUGAUGGUAUUGUUAGCCUGACUGGUUGCAAAAUACAGAAGGGGUUUAUGAUCACCUUCAACAAAAGUGAAGAAGGGAAAGCCUUACAUGCAUUGCAAAUUGUUCUUGAUAGAUUAUACAAAGUGAGUAUGGAACCAAACUUGUAGGGAUUUAUGAUCACUUUCUACUAAAGUGAAGAAGGGAAAGCCUUACAUGCAUUGCAAAUUGUUCUUCGACAGAUUAUAGAAAGUGAGUAUGGAACCAAAUUUGUAGGCAUAUGAUGUGGUAAAGCCAAAAGAGGAUGUGAAAGUAUUGUAUGUCCAGCUAUUGAAA